Messenger RNA from Dibothriocephalus latus, 252 nucleotides. NCBI's taxonomy places the organism in Eukaryota, Metazoa, Platyhelminthes, Cestoda, Diphyllobothriidea, Diphyllobothriidae. The record is from the annotation of a GenBank genome assembly.
AUGCUUCCUCCCUCCCCCUGCCAACCUCCCUUCCAGCGCAGUGUCAAGACUGUCCGUCAGCUCGCGGAGAUGCCGGAUGACCGACGUCGUGUCCUGUUGCGAAACCUGUCAGACGAGCAGUAUCGUGAUAUCCUCAAUGUCCUGGCGGGGAUGCCAGAUCUGCAGUUGUCAGCUCAUUGUGAGGUAAGCGCCACACACCAUCUGCUCUGUUGCCAAACUUUACCUCCUGCUUUGCCCUUGAACUUGUAUUGA